Molecule: messenger RNA, 2038 nt
Organism: Liolophura sinensis
Lineage: Eukaryota; Metazoa; Mollusca; Polyplacophora; Chitonida; Chitonidae
Product: galactocerebrosidase-like
Biological process (GO): galactosylceramide catabolic process
Cellular component (GO): lysosome
Molecular function (GO): galactosylceramidase activity
Source: RefSeq, a predicted model, not a curated record
AUGGUACUAUUUUGGACGGUUGUGUUUCUCGGUCUACUCACAGACCAAUCCCUCUCACAGGUUUACGUCGUGGAUGACUCCGGAGGGUGCGGUCGGAAAUUUGAUGGGAUCGGGGCUAUCAGCGGUGGAGGGGCAACGUCCAAACUACUGGUGAACUAUCCAGAGCAACAAAGAAACGAAGUACUGGAUUUUCUGUUUAAGCCAAAUUACGGGGCCUCCUUACACAUCCUAAAGGUGGAAAUAGGCGGAGACGGACAAAGUACAGAUGGCGGAGAAGCGUCUCACAUGCACGAGAGUUGGGAAGAGAAUUACCAGAGAGGCUAUGAAUGGUGGCUAAUGACAGAGGCAAAGAAGAGGAACCCUGACAUCCUGCUUUACGGAUUACCCUGGUCAUUUCCUUACUGGAUUGGUAACGGUACCUUUAACGCCUACGCCAAUCCAGAAGUCACCGCGGACUAUGUUUACCGGUGGAUUAAUGGCGCCAAGGUCCACUACAACCUGACCAUAGACAUUAUCGGGAUUUGGAACGAACGGAAUUUCAGCACAACAUACAUCAAGGCUCUGAGAAACACUCUGGACGAACGAGGGAUGCAACACGUAAGAAUCUGUGCCGCGGACGAUCUCAGCUGGCAGUUCGCAGAUGCCAUGUUAGCAGACCCUGAUCUGGCCAAUGCCGUGGACUUUGUUGGCUCUCAUUAUCCUAACACAAUCUCCUCACCCGAAGCCCUAUCUACGGGAAAGCCUCUGUGGGCCUCAGAAGACCACGGUGGUUAUAAUGACAUCAGGGGCGGGGCAUGCCGAGGCUGGCUUCUCAAUCAGAAUUACGUCAAUGGAUUAAUGACCUCAACAAUAUCCUGGAAUCUACUGGCGUCAUUUUACCUCGGGUUGCCAUAUUUUCGAACCGGUAUAAUGACAGCUGUGGAGCCUUGGAGUGGAAAUUACGCAGUGGAGCCGCCGAUAUGGUCAACUGCUCAUACUACUCAGUUCACAAAGCCCGGAUGGACGUAUAUGGCACAUGGUUACGGGGUGGGCAACCUCACGUACGGCGGAAGUUACGUCAGUCUGACUGACCGGAACACGGGGGAGCUGACCAUCAUUAUAGAAACUGUCAUUUGUUCAGGCCCUCAAAUGUCUUCUGCUAACGUGAACACCCUGAAUGUGUGGUACAGCAAGUUUGGAUCUGACGACGAAAGUAGUACGUUAUUUGUUCAGAAAUCGCCGUUACAGGUAGUUGACGGUAUAGUGAAGAUAUCUCUAGUAGAUGAAAUGUACACUCUGACAACUCUGACUACCGCACAGAAGGGCACCGCCCCCGAGCCUCCACCCUCUCAACCAUUCCCCCUGCCCUAUAAAGACGACUUCGAGGAUUAUUCCCCCUCGGUGGAGCCUUACAACCUGGCACAGCAAGUAGGUGUAUGGGAGGUGACUAAAGUGGACUCAUCCCAGGGUCAGGUAGCAAGGCAGGUGGUGUUACAACCACCUGUCUACUGGUGCUGGGGCAGGGGGACCCCAGCUAACACAACCAUCAAUGUCAUUGGCAGCUACAAUUGGACAGAUAUUUAUGUCCAGGUGGAUGUCAGGGUGGGAAGUGUCAACGGCACUAACGGGGUACACGUGGGAGCCCGAAUCGACCGUGGAGGUUGUCUAUCAGCAAACGCGUUGGGGAUCUUCUUCUUCGUAUAUCCUAAGACCCGGACAAUUCAGUUAACAAAUGACCUUGCUCGACAGAAGGUUUUGAAACAAGGCUCAGUACAGAUUACAGAUGAUUGGAUGACACUGGGAUUGCUAGUCAAGGGAAACAUGGCUUACGCAUUCUUCAAUGGCCACUCUGUCAUCAACUCCACCAUUCCUAGUUCUCCAGCAAAUGGGUUUGCUGGCCUCGGUACCGAUCCUUAUGGACUGGCAGACUUUGAUAACCUGGAGCUCCGGACUGCUGAGGAUGCCUGGGAUAAGAUGCAGAAGCAAUCUGGGCGAUCCGAUACACUUUUCUUUUCACCACGUCCACAUCUGUAAAUAUAUUUUCACAAUAAAUGUCACA